AACAGAUGACACGCGCGGACCCGGCAGGAGGAACUUAGGGGACCAAGAUGAUAAAGACUCCUGCGAACCGGAAAACACCGAGACCUGCUUGAUGUACGUCAUUGUGCCGCGACCUGACAACAAAUAGGCAUAUUUUUAGAGAUAAGAUUGAGUUCGAGUUCAGUGUGUGGUGUCCGUGCCCCUGUGCAUUAGGAGAUUAGCCGGUGAUUUGAGACAUGGAGGAUGAUCUGUCUCUGCACAGGCUGGAAGGCAGUGAUCCGUCAAUGGAAACUGGGGGAUUAGUGAUAAAAAAGAAGAGCUCCAGCAAUGAGCAGCAUGUGUUUAAAGCACCAGCCCCACGAUCCUCACUGCUAGGCCUGGAUCUUCUUGCAGCUCAGAAGAGAAAAGAGAGGGAAGAGAAAGAACAGCAAGAAGGAGAAAAAAAGUCCAAAGUCUCUUCUAAGGACUGGGAGGAGAAAGACAGGUCUCCAGACAGACCUAAUGAUAAACUGAGUCGGGGGAGUCAUGGGGACAGACAUUACAGGACAGCACGUGUGGAGACUCCAUCAUACACUGGUGGCGUAAAUGAGGAAUUCUUGGCUCGGAACCGUCAGAGAGAACGCGAAAGGCGGGAGCAUGGGGUAUAUGCAUCAUCUAAGGAUGAUCGGCAGAAGAGAAAAGAUCGGGGUAGAGAAAGAGAGGAUCGCAGCUACCGUAACAGGUCUGAGAGAGAGAGUGGAUCAGAGAGAAGUGGAUCAGAGAGAAGUGGAUCAGAGAGAAGUGGAUCAGAGAGAAGUGGAUCAGAGAGAAGUGGAAAGCGCAGUGAGCAUGAAAGCCCAAGGCACAAAGCUAGAGAUGCAUCAACACCCUCACGCUCAAACUGGGAGGAAGAUGAUAGUGGAUAUGGAGGUUCUCAGCGGUCUCAGUGGGAGUCCCCCUCUCCUGCACCAUCAAACCGAGAUUCUGAAAGAAGUCAUCGUAGUGAACGUGAAAGUUCAAGAAGGGAAAGGUCUGAAAGGGGUCGGUAUAGUGAAGAAUCUCCCCUUCCAACUCCAUCCUACAAAUACAAUGAAUGGGCCUCUGAUCGACGACAUCUUGGAUCCACCCCCCGUCUCUCUCAAGGCAGAGGGAAGCCAGACAACGAGGAUGACAAGAUUAAUUUUAUGUCUGAGGAGGAGCAACACCAAUGGGAGGAGGAUCAGCGGCAAGCAGAUAGAGACUGGUAUAUGAUGGAUGAAGGAUUUGAUGAGUCUCACAAUGCGCUGACUUCCACCUCUGAAGACUAUGUAAAGAAACGGGAACAGCAACUACAGAAACAGACCACUAAAAGGGUGUCUGCUCAGAGGAGGCAAAUCAAUGAGGACAAUGAACGUUGGGAAACUAAUCGCAUGCUGACCAGUGGUGUAGUACAGCGGCUAGAGGUUGAUGAGGAUUUUGAGGAAGAUAAUGCAGCAAAAGUGCAUCUGCUUGUGCACAAUCUGGUGCCUCCUUUUCUGGAUGGCCGCAUUGUAUUUACCAAACAGCCAGAACCAGUGAUUCCAGUGCGUGAUGCAACUUCUGAUUUGGCCAUCAUUGCACGCAAAGGCAGUCAGCUGGUACGCAAGCACCGUGAGCAAAAGGAGCGUAAAAAGGCUCAGCACAAGCACUGGGAAUUGGCUGGGACAAAGCUUGGAGACAUCAUGGGUGUAAAGAAGCAAGCUGAUGAAUCUGACAAGCCUAUUGCAGAGGAUGGAGGAGUUGAUUAUAAGACAGAGCAGAAGUUCGCUGACCACAUGCGAGAGCGCAAUGAGGCAAGCAGUGACUUCUCCCGCAAGAAGACUCUGAUGGAGCAGAGGCAGUACUUGCCCAUAUUUGCUGUACAGCAGGAGCUACUAACCAUUAUAAGAGAUAAUAGCAUUGUCAUUGUGGUGGGGGAAACAGGCAGUGGGAAAACUACCCAACUGACUCAGUACCUGCAUGAGGACGGGUAUACGGAUUAUGGUAUGAUUGCUUGCACACAGCCCCGUAGAGUGGCAGCCAUGUCUGUGGCAAAGCGAGUUAGUGAAGAAAUGCAAGUGAGCCUUGGAGAAGAAGUUGGCUAUGCUAUCCGAUUUGAGGACUGCACUUCAGAGAAAACUCUUAUUAAGUACAUGACAGAUGGCAUACUGUUACGUGAAUGUUUGCGUGAGGCUGACCUUGACCACUACAGUGCUGUUAUUAUGGAUGAAGCCCACGAACGUUCAUUAAACACAGAUGUGUUGUUUGGGCUUCUGCGGGAGGUUGUGACCCGACGCUCUGAUUUGAAGUUGAUAGUGACUUCAGCCACUAUGGAUGCUGAGAAAUUUGCAGCUUUCUUUGGCAAUGUUCCAAUUUUCCAUAUACCAGGACGUACAUUCCCUGUGGACAUCCUGUUUAGCAAGACUCCCCAGGAAGAUUAUGUGGAAGCUUCUGUAAAACAAGCUCUACAAAUCCAUUUAUCUGGAGCUGCAGGUGACAUACUAGUCUUCAUGCCUGGUCAGGAGGACAUUGAGGUGACAUCAGAUCAGAUUAUUGAACGUUUGGAGGAACUGGACAGUGCACCACCCCUGGCUGUGUUACCAAUCUACUCUCAGUUGCCAUCUGACUUGCAAGCCAAAAUCUUCCAGAAGGCACCAGAUGGUGUGAGAAAAUGCAUUGUGGCCACAAAUAUUGCAGAGACAUCUCUGACUGUAGAUGGCAUAAUGUUUGUGAUAGAUUCAGGCUACUGCAAGUUAAAGGUGUUUAAUCCCCGAAUUGGAAUGGAUGCUUUGCAGAUCUACCCUAUUAGCCAGGCAAAUGCCAAUCAGCGCUCAGGUAGAGCAGGCAGAACAGGCCCUGGACAGUGUUAUAGGCUGUACACACAGAGUGCCUAUAAGAAUGAGCUGCUCCACACGACGGUUCCUGAAAUCCAGCGCACAAAUCUCUCAAAUGUGGUUCUGUUGCUCAAGUCACUGGGGGUUCAGAACUUGCUUCUCUUUCAUUUCAUGGAUCCGCCCCCUGAGGACAACAUGUUGAAUUCUAUGUACCAGCUCUGGAUCCUUGGAGCUCUUGAUAAUACAGGUUCCCUCACAUCUACUGGUCGACUCAUGGUAGAAUUUCCUUUGGACCCUGCUCUCUCCAAAAUGCUAAUUGUGUCAUGUGAUAUGGGAUGCAGUUCCGAAAUCCUUAUCGUGGUGUCAAUGUUGUCUGUGCCAGCAAUAUUCUAUAGACCUAAGGGUCGCGAGGAAGAGAGUGACCAGGUUAGAGAGAAGUUUGCUGUUCCAGAGAGUGACCAUUUGACGUAUCUGAACGUCUUUCUGCAGUGGAAGAACAAUAAUUACUCCAGUGGCUGGUGCAACCAGCACUUCAUCCAUGCCAAGGCCAUGCGCAAGGUUCGUGAAGUCCGGGCACAAUUGAAGGACAUCAUGGUUUCCCAAAGAAUGUCUCUCUCAUCCUGUGGCUCAGACUGGGACAUUGUCAGAAAGUGCAUCUGUGCCGCCUAUUUCCACCAGGCUGCAAGGCUUAAGGGGAUUGGAGAAUACGUGAAUGUACGAACUGGGAUGCCAUGCCAUCUGCACCCAACUAGCUCACUGUUCGGCAUGGGAUACACCCCAGAUUACAUUGUUUACCAUGAGCUGGUGAUGACCACAAAGGAAUUCAUGCAGUGUGUCACAUCCGUGGACGGAGAAUGGCUGGCAGAGUUGGGGCCAAUGUUUUAUAGUAUUAAGCAUGCAGGGAAAACCAGACAGGAAAACAGGCGACGUGCAAAGGAGGAAGUAUCUGCUAUGGAGGAAGAAAUGAUGUUGGCAGAGGAGCAGCUUCGUUCCAGGAGAGAAGAACAUGAGAAAAAGAAUGUUCUAGGCAGUGCAAGGUCUUUGAAAAUUUGCACGCCGGGCAGGAAGGAUCAAGUAGAACCUGGGACACCCCGCCGCACGCCGGCACGGUUUGGUCUUUGAAGUCGAGCGUCAUUUGUCGUCCUGGCAUGGAUUUGAUGGAACUGCAUGGGAAGAGAUGUCUUUUGUUCUCUGAGUUGAACUAGGGUGUAUCGGACAUUGCGGGUGGGAGAGGGGUUUAAGUAUUUUCUUUAUUGUAAAGUGGAAUAAUGUUAUUUUUAAACAAUAAUGUCUUGAA
Molecule: messenger RNA, 4086 nt
Organism: Xenopus laevis (African clawed frog)
Lineage: Eukaryota; Metazoa; Chordata; Amphibia; Anura; Pipidae
Gene: dhx38.L
Product: DEAH-box helicase 38 L homeolog
Exons: 26
Coding region: 216-3911 (1231 amino acids)
Biological process (GO): mRNA splicing, via spliceosome
Cellular component (GO): U2-type catalytic step 1 spliceosome; nucleus; catalytic step 2 spliceosome
Molecular function (GO): hydrolase activity; ATP binding; helicase activity
Source: RefSeq, a predicted model, not a curated record